Molecule: messenger RNA, 1711 nt
Organism: Gavialis gangeticus (Gharial)
Lineage: Eukaryota; Metazoa; Chordata; Crocodylia; Gavialidae
Gene: NIPAL2
Product: NIPA like domain containing 2
Exons: 11
Coding region: 227-1381 (384 amino acids)
Biological process (GO): magnesium ion transport
Cellular component (GO): membrane
Molecular function (GO): magnesium ion transmembrane transporter activity
Source: RefSeq, a predicted model, not a curated record
AAAAAGGUAAAAAAAAGUCAAAAGCCAUGCAGACCCUUUUAAUACCCCUAAGUUCCCUAGAAGUAGCUUUCUUCCUCCCCUGAGAGCGCACACCUGUUCAGAGCCCAGGCAGUGCAGGAUUGUGUCAUGCAAGAAGAAUGUUUUACUACCAGAUCGACCCAAACCAGGAAGUGACUGUAAAGUCUCUGCACACCUGGACAGCCACGCAACCCCCUGGCAAGUGCUCAUGGCACUGUGUGCAGCAGGAGCCAUGGGGGUACACCUGAUGACUGGAGACAUGCGCUUCCUGAGCUCGUUAGGCCAGCUGUCUUCGAACUCCACCUCUGAGGAGCACCACAUUGGAAAUGGGUCCCUCUCCAAGUCUUGGUACAAUACAAACAAGACUCAGCUCUUAGGAGUUUUGUUGGCAGUCACUGGCAACUUCUUGAUUAGUAUCUCUUUGAAUAUACAGAAAUAUGCUCAUCUCCGAGUGGCGUGCCUGGCAGCUCAAAAGCCUUACUACACAAGCAAGCUAUGGUGGAGUGGAAUUAUCCUCAUGGUAUCUGGAGAGCUGGGAAAUUUUGCAGCUUAUGGAUUUGCACCAGCCACCCUUGUUGCUCCAUUAGGAUGUGUGUCUGUCAUAGGUAGUGCAUUUAUUUCAGUCUUGUUCCUAAAAGAAACCAUGAGGGCUGCUGAUAUAUUGGGUGGAACUCUGACAAUCGUAGGAACAUAUCUGUUGGUAACCUUUGCUCCAAAUAUAACCCAGCAGCUCACAGCAAGAAAAAUACAGAACUACUUAGUUAGCUGGCAGUUCUUGAUCUGUGUGAUCUUGGAAAUAAUAACAUUCUGCAUUCUCCUGUAUUUUUAUAAAAGAAAAGAUGUGAAGCACAUUGUGGUUUUGUUAAUGAUGGUAGCGCUACUUGCAUCAGUGACUGUCGUUUCAGUGAAGGCUGUGGCAGGCAUGAUAGUGCUCUCAGCGAGGGGUAAAAUGCAGCUAACUCACCCCAUUUUUUAUAUCAUGCUUGUCAUAAUGGUUAUAUCUUGUGUCUUCCAAGUCAAGUUCUUGAAUCAAGCAAUGCAGCUCUACAAUGCAACAGUAGUUGUGCCGAUUAAUUUUGUGUUCUUCACCACCAGUGGCAUCAUUGCAGGGGUCAUAUUUUAUCAGGAAUUCCAAGGUGCUGCUUUGCUGAAUGUGUUCAUGUUUCUGUUUGGGUGUCUUCUGUCAUUUCUUGGUGUUUUUGUAAUCACAAGAAAUCAAGAAGCAAAGCACUUACGAAUUCCUUAUAUUGACUGUGGACACAUUCCUGGAAAAAAAAAGAUGGGCAAAAUACAACCAGAUUCAAACAGUUUAUCCUACGGCACUUUGUCUAAUGAAGGCGACAUGGUGAAAACUCAAAACUGAGAGAAGAAAGCACUUUUACAUUCCAGUUCACAAAAUGAACUCUGUUUAUUGAAAUCAUAUUCAUGUCCACUGUUUGCUGCAAAUAUUCUGUGCGUGUCAAGGAACUGUAUGUUGACAAUUCUUAGCAUUAUUUAAGCUUCCUUAACUUAUCCCAGGGCUAGCACAGAUGAGCAAGGAGGGCUUUUGUGCUUAAAGAAAAGCUAGUAAUCAUUCAAAGGAGUUAGAUAUUUUCCUCAUAUAAUACUACUUACUAGUGCUUUGAGACCAGAAUUGUACAAGGCUGUUGCCUAAAGGUGCAGGUACGUGCUUAGAAUUAUGUUUUUUAAACAG